Messenger RNA from Annulohypoxylon maeteangense, 1239 nucleotides. RefSeq names its product amidohydrolase 2. Gene Ontology annotation, cellular component: cytoplasm. Gene Ontology annotation, biological process: 'de novo' pyrimidine nucleobase biosynthetic process; pyrimidine nucleotide biosynthetic process. The record is from RefSeq and is a predicted model, not a curated record. Lineage: Eukaryota; Fungi; Ascomycota; Sordariomycetes; Xylariales; Hypoxylaceae. Gene Ontology annotation, molecular function: dihydroorotase activity. The transcript has 6 exons. The coding region runs from base 94 to 1170 and encodes 358 amino acids.
AAAAUUACAGGUGUCAAAUCUGCGGGGCUACAACAAUCUAAACCCUCAACCAUCAACCCUCAAAGUAAUUCUAUCAUAAUCAAAUCAAUAAAAAUGCAUCUCAAAAGCAUUCAGCAGCUUGAGCUGCCUGCUACGGCAGACAUGCAUGUCCAUUUACGACAGGGUGAAUUGAUGGAGUUAAUGGUCCCUACCGUGCGUCAAGGCGGGGUUGACACAGCCUUUGUCAUGCCUAAUCUUGUACCUCCUCUUACCAAUGUAGAUCAGGUACUUGAUUACCAAUCUAAACUACGUACAAUUGCCAAGGAUGUCAACUUUUUGAUGUCACUCUUUCUUCACCCAUCUAUCACCCCAGAUGUUAUUGCGCAGGCUGCAGCGGCCGGGAUCACUGGCGUGAAGAUGUAUCCUCAAGGAGUGACGACCAACUCCGAAUCUGGCGUCUCCAACCUUGAGUCCUUCUAUGAUACUUUUGCAGCUAUGGAGAAACACGGGCUAGUACUAAAUCUGCACGGGGAAGUCCUCGAAUCUCUCGCGCCGAAGGACGUAACGUUAGAAGAGGCCUUUCUUCCAACCCUCAAGACGCUCCACGAGCGAUUCCCGCAGCUACGCAUCAUGCUCGAGCACUGCACGACCGCAGCAGCCGUAGAGGCCGUGAGAGCUUGUGGACCCACUGUCGGUGCAACGAUCACUGCUCACCAUCUGUAUCUUACAUCCCAUGAUGCAUGCUGCGAUCCCUUUGCCUUCUGCAAACCGAUCCCCAAGAAGCCAACCGAUAGAGAUGCUCUAGUUAGGACCAUAGUCAGCGGCGACCCAAAAUUCUUCUUCGGAAGCGACAGCGCUCCUCAUCCUCUCCAGUCCAAGACUUCGGCUGAGGAGGGCAAGGCGCCGGCGGGAGUGUACACACAGCCAUUUGUGACACAACUCGUCAUAGUAGCCCUCGAAGAGGCAAUCGAGCGAGGAACAAUUAAGGAAGAGGAUGUGACACAGGCAAAGCUGGAGGGAUUUCUUAGUAAGUUUGGAAGACAGUUCUAUCGACUACCUGAGGCCUCCAAUAAGGUCGUGUUAGAGAGGAAAGGGGAGAAGAUACCCACGAGUAUUCGCAGCGAGGAUGGGAGUAUCGAAGUCGGUAUAUCUAAAGUCGGAACGGAUGUCUUUAGCUUAAGAUGGGUGUAGUGACAGUAUUUAGAAUAUGAUGUUGUCGGUGAUAGAAUAAAAAACCAAAGAAAACGAUUUUACUCAAGC